CGGCAGACACAACGAUGACAGAAAAGACUCGGCUGCCGAGCAGAGAGCAAGCUCUGAAAGGAAGACAGGAGAAAAUGGUCGUGGCAGAUAAUCAUGCAGUCAAUGGGAAUCCCACUGCAGAGCCCUUUCCAGAAGGCAUGGAAACCAUCAUGUUCGGACUGGGCUGUUUUUGGGGAGCUGAGAGACUUUUCUGGCGACUUCCAGGGGUCUUCUCUACACAGGUGGGCUUCGCUGGAGGCUUUACACCUAACCCUACCUACAGAGAGGUCUGCUCAGGUCUGACAGGCCACACUGAGGUGGUGAGAGUGGUCUUUUCUCCUGAGGACAUUGGCAUUGAGGAGCUGCUCAAACAUUUUUGGGAGAGCCACGAUCCUACACAAGGCAUGAAACAGCAUAAUGACCGUGGUACACAGUAUCGAUCAGCCAUUUACACAUCCAACCCCACGCAACAGGAACUCGCACUGAAGAGUAAAGUGAUCUUCCAGAAGGAACUCGAGAAGAGCCAUGGGCAAAUAACAACAGAGAUUCUGGAGGGGCAACAGUUUUACUACGCUGAGGACUACCAUCAGCAGUACCUGAAGAAGGUUCCCAAAGGCUACUGUGGACUCAAAGGCACUGGGGCCUCUUGUCCCAUUGGAGGCAACUAG
Messenger RNA from Nematolebias whitei (Rio pearlfish), 647 nucleotides. RefSeq names its product mitochondrial peptide methionine sulfoxide reductase (gene msrab). Gene Ontology annotation, biological process: cellular response to oxidative stress. Gene Ontology annotation, molecular function: peptide-methionine (S)-S-oxide reductase activity. Lineage: Eukaryota; Metazoa; Chordata; Actinopteri; Cyprinodontiformes; Rivulidae. The record is from RefSeq and is a predicted model, not a curated record. The coding region runs from base 15 to 647 and encodes 210 amino acids. Gene Ontology annotation, cellular component: cytoplasm. The transcript is spliced from 6 exons.